Molecule: messenger RNA, 1428 nt
Organism: Sclerotinia sclerotiorum 1980 UF-70
Lineage: Eukaryota; Fungi; Ascomycota; Leotiomycetes; Helotiales; Sclerotiniaceae
Exons: 1
Coding region: 1-1428 (475 amino acids)
Source: RefSeq, a predicted model, not a curated record
AUGUCUGUGAGACGGACAAGAUCGGUAUCUAAGUGGAAAGAAGUCCUAGGCUUCGACGAGGGGUUCUACCCCACAUCCGAAACUCCUCCUCCAUAUCAUCGCUAUGAAUCUACCGAAUCCAUCUAUGAAUCAGUAGGAUCCAUAAGUCCUACGGUAUCUUACUACCAUGAGACCCUCGAAGAACUCACUCCCAAAUUCCAUUAUUCCGACGCACCAGAAGUCGUGAACCAUACACCAUAUUACCAUGACGCGCCCGAGGUGGUAGAAACUCCUCUCGAUUAUACCUAUUCAGAUGCUCCGGAAGCAGUGAUACAACCUUCAGAUGCCCCAGAGGCAGUUAUAAAACCUUCAGAUGCUCCGGAAGCAGUUAUACGAUCUCCCACUUCACCUAAUUUUUCACAUACUCCAAUAUCAGCGAUAACGUCACGAUUUAAUACCACUACGCCUUCGACACAUGCACCGAGCCAUAUAGCAACUCAUACUCCAAGCAAUAUAGCAACUCAUACUCCAAUCAAUCCAUCUAAUUCCGGAAUUAGAUUUCCACGAGAUUUAACAUUCACGAGAAAUUCGAUAUGUGAUAUUCUUCUCUCACCAUCAUCACCACCACCAGCAUCCAAUAAUCAAAAACCCCUCCCGUCACCACCGCCACUCUUCUAUAUCACGAUCCAUCAAUCUACAUCGCAAAAUGUUCCAGCCGUACCACCUCCAGGUAACCGCAACAAGCCGGAUAUUGCGCUCCAUUCCAGCGCAUCACCUAAUUCACCCCUGCUCGCUUUCGCAUGCUUCAACACCGUUACCCUCAUAACAGAUAUAACCACGCUCCCACCACCGACACGCCCCAUCUCUCCGCUCACUCCGCCCUCCUCAUCUUCUCUACCCUCAAAAGCCAUUGUGCCACCGCCUACAACCUACAACCUACCUACUUCUCCUGGCGACUCCCUCACAUUUGGCGUGCGAUCCCAAGGAUACAAAACCGAGAGAUUAGUCCCUACAGGCGGAAUAUUCACAGCAGAGCGGUACGCCUUCUACCACACCCUACCCCGAACCUUUGUAAAAGAAAAAUUCGAAUGGCGCCAAGUAUCGUCCUCCUCCUCCGCCCCACAAGUCGGACUCGCCGCCGUCCCCGAAGAAAUGACGAGUAAAAAAGGCGGGGUAAAAAUGAAGCUCAUGCGAUGUUCAACCGGCGAAACCAUUGCCGUAUACGUCGGAGUCGGAAACGAAGACUGGGCUGAUAAAGAGCGGAAAAGACGGCCGAGAAAGGAAAGAGGGAAGGUAUUGGGUAUGAUGCGCUGGUUGGAGUUGGAGAGUGGGAGUGCGGGGUUGGGCGAUGAGUUUGAGUUGAUGGGUGUUAUGAGUGUGCUUGGGGUGAUGGAGAGAUGGAGAAGAGUGAUGAAUGUGCAGAAGCAGUUGGGGAUGUUUACCUCGUGA